Molecule: messenger RNA, 798 nt
Organism: Diorhabda sublineata
Lineage: Eukaryota; Metazoa; Arthropoda; Insecta; Coleoptera; Chrysomelidae
Exons: 2
Coding region: 1-798 (265 amino acids)
Source: RefSeq, a predicted model, not a curated record
AUGGAAUAUCAAGAGAAAAAAUUAUCUGUUUUUGAAUCGUUAACAGCUGAUUUGAGUGGACAUACUGCUGACUCUUGCACCAAUCCCACACCAUCUGAACCUCAAAAUGACAUAUCCUGCCACUCUCCUUCACUACCACAAUUACCAGCUUCUACUUCACUCAGCGGUACCUCUUCUUCCCCCCUGUUAUCUUCUGAACCUCUGUCGAAUAACUUAUCAAUAUCUGAUCAAACUAAUGCUGAAUCACCAUCUAACCCUACACUUCCUCACUCAUCUCAUGGCCAAAAAAGAGCUAUAUCCUCUGACAGUAAUGUUGACACCCCCAGCCAGCUAUCCCCCACAGAAUCUCCAUUACCAACAGACAACCAAAUGCCCCCCCCCCCAUCAUAUAAAACAUCACACAACACAACUAAGCCUUGUAAGAAAAAACCUAAAACGCUAGUCACCGAAAAUCCUAAACUCACUCUCAAUUCUCAAAUCUCUAUUCAGAACCUUUAUAAGAACAAUCCGUCCAAUCUCACGCUCUCUGAAAUCCAGUUAACGGCAUUUUUAGAAAACUCGCACGGUAGUUCUGAUCCUCUCAACGAUGCUUUAGAAUUUACUACUAAUAUCCAAGGACUGUUAAAUGAUUUAUCACUUCUUUAUGCCGAAACAAAAGAGCGAUCUCUGAAAAACCGUCUCACUCGACUCCAGAAAAAACUUAAGAGACAACUUAAUCCUGAGGAUCUAUCUGAUAACAAAAGCGUUUCUUCGGAUAAUCAAACAGAUGAUGAACACCCUAAACUAUUAACUCCCUAA